Molecule: messenger RNA, 1232 nt
Organism: Pomacea canaliculata
Lineage: Eukaryota; Metazoa; Mollusca; Gastropoda; Architaenioglossa; Ampullariidae
Product: cytochrome c oxidase assembly factor 7-like
Exons: 4
Coding region: 58-732 (224 amino acids)
Cellular component (GO): mitochondrial intermembrane space
Molecular function (GO): protein binding
Source: RefSeq, a predicted model, not a curated record
UUAGAUAACUCUCAAGGACAAACGAGGGGAGCAGAAAGCAAUUAGAGGUGGACAAAAAUGCUUUAUGAUUUUACGGACGAAAAGCAAGCACAAGAGUACUUAAAAAAUGUUAAUAUAGAAUAUCAAUUUCAGUGUUACCACGAGAAAAGACCAGAUGGAUGUCACCGUCUUGCUGACUUCUUGGAAGCUGUCAAGAAAGAGUUUGAGAUGGCAGCAACUAUCUUCAAAACUAAUUGUGAUAACAACAAGUAUGGGCACAGUUGUUUUAAAUAUGGCAACUACAAAAUGGUGGGAAGAGGUGGAGGUAAAGAUAUUUACCAAGGGCUAGACUACUACCUGAAGGGUUGUGAGCAGGAAUACAUCCCAGCUUGCUACAAUGCUGGUCGAUUGUUACAGAGUGAACAACUUGGCUCUUUUCACAAUCCAGCCAAAGCUCUUCACCUUCUUCAGCAUGCUUGUGACCAAAAACAUGCAGCAAGCUGUUACCAGAUUAGUGGAUGGUUUAUCAAGGGAGUGACUGGGAUACCAAAGGACAUGACAAAGGCUUUUGAGUAUUCUAAAAAAGCUUGUGACCUUGGAGACUGUUACAGCUGUUCUAACCUCAGCCAAAUGUAUAAGAAAGGCGAAGGUGUUGAGAAAGAUGCAAAGCUGGCUGAACAAUACAGGCGGAGAGCAAAAGAAUUGUAUGAAGAAAUGGUAGAAGUUCGCAGAAACUUAGAACUUAAUCAGUAAUAAAAAUGUUGUCUGAAUGGUGUGUGUAUGUAAGUGUGAAUAUGUGUAUAGGCAACUAUUUGUUUGUAAACUGUAUGUGUGGGUGAAAGGGAGAGGCUCUUGAGAAUCUGAUUCAAACAUAAUUCAUAUGUUAGAUCACCACUGAAAAAAAAAUGCAAGAGAGCUUGAAUAAAAGUGUAUCAGCAUUUUCAUUUAUUUAGAAAGUAACUGAUCUUAUAAAAAGAAUAAAUUGACAUGUAAUACUGAAAGUAAGUAAUACUGUUCUGGCUGCCUAGUUAAGAGAAUAGCUUUUAAGUUUUAACUGGCUUGCAUGGUUGAUUCUCUUGUCUCAUAUGUUGUGUUUUUGGGCUUGACAAGACUUGUGUGAGUGUUUUAAUUAGAUAAUUCACCGAAAAAAAACUAUAGAUAUCAAUCAGCAAGGAUCAUCUAUGUUUGGAAGAAAGUUGUUAUAAGGCUUUUUAUGGUGUUCUUAUAAGAAAUAAAAUAAUUUAACAACUAUA